This is a messenger RNA of Megalobrama amblycephala (Wuchang bream), 1732 nucleotides long. RefSeq names its product E3 ubiquitin/ISG15 ligase TRIM25-like. The record is from RefSeq and is a predicted model, not a curated record. Gene Ontology annotation, molecular function: protein binding; zinc ion binding. The transcript is spliced from 4 exons. The coding region runs from base 117 to 1427 and encodes 436 amino acids. NCBI's taxonomy places the organism in Eukaryota, Metazoa, Chordata, Actinopteri, Cypriniformes, Xenocyprididae.
UUUGCACACGUCACUAAAAAAGAAGCAGGAAACUGGAAUCACAUGAGUUCAGGGAGAGAGAAACUGAAGUGUAGUUGAGCUGUUGUGUGUUUGUGUCUCCGUGUUCAUGCAGUAAAAUGGCAGAAGCCAGAAUUUCAGUGGAUCAGAAUGAGUUCAUGUGUUCAGUGUGUCUGGAUCUCCUGAAGGAUCCAGUGGCCAUUCCCUGUGGACACAGUUACUGUAAGAUCUGUAUUACAGGCUGCUGGGAUCAGGAGGAUCAGAAGAGAGUCUACAGCUGUCCUCAGUGCAGACAGACCUUCAGUCCAAGACCUGCUUUAGCUAAAAACACCAUUCUGGCUGAAAUGGUGGAGAAGCUGAAGAAGAUUAAACUUCCUGCUGACUGUUACGCUGGAGCUGGAGAUGUGCAGUGUGACGUCUGUACUGGAGGAAAACACAAAGCCGUGAAGUCCUGUCUGGUGUGUCUGAACUCUUACUGUCAGAAUCACCUUGAACAACAUGAGACUUUGUUUAAAGGAAAGAGACACAAUCUGACUGAAGCCACUGGACGACUGCAGGAGAUCAUCUGCCAGAAACACGACAAGAUCCUUGAGGUUUUCUGCCGCACUGAUCAGAAGUGUAUAUGUGUGCUGUGUACGAUGGAUGAACAUAAAAACCACGACACUGUAUCAGCUGCAGCACAGAGGACAGAGAAACAGAGUUUCCAGUCUCUCUCAGCUCCUCCUGAAUCUACAGACGUAAAUGACGAUCCCUUCAGUUCUCUCUCCUCUUUUGAUGGAGUGAGAGAAUCUGUCCAUCAGCUGAGAGACAAACUGGAGGAUUUCUGCAAAGAGGAGCUGAAGAAGAUCUCUGACAGAGUCACUUUCACCAACAUUGUUCCCAGAACCAGGAACGACUUCCUACAAUAUUCCCAUCAGCUCACUCUGGAUCUGAACACAGUGAAUAAACACCUCCGUCUGUCUGAGAGGAACAGAGUGAUUACUGGCACUUUCCCAGAGAUUCAGUCGUAUCCUGAUCAUCCAGACAGAUUUGAUGUGUUUUAUCAGGUGUUGUGUAGAGAGAGUGUGUGUGGACGCUGUUACUGGGAGAUUGAGUGGAGUGAACGUGUGUCUAUAUCAGUGUCAUAUAAGAGCAUCAGCAGGAAGGGAUCGGGUGAUGAGUGUUGGUUUGGAUUUAAUGAUCAGUCCUGGAGUUUGAUCUGCACUUCCUCCAGAUACUCAUUCAAACACAAUAAGAUACGGACUGAUCUCCCUGUAGAGUCCAUCAUCAGGAGAAUAGGAGUGUAUGUGGAUCACAGUGCAGGAACUCUGUCCUUCUACAGCGUCUCUGGAGACACAAUGAUCCUCAUCCACACAGUCCAGACCACAUUCACUCAACCGCUCUAUCCUGGGUUUAGGGUUUAUAUUGAAUCAUCACUGAAACUGUGUUGAUGAAUCAGAACAGACUGUAGAGAGAUUCUACCCAUAAUGCUUUGAGCUCAUGAUGAAUCAGUAACAGUGAGAUGUUAUAGAGUCUCUUAUUUUCUCUUCAUUACAUUAAUACUACAGCUGAACUUCUGUCAGUGAAAUAACAUGAAGAAUAAAUGUAACACUUUAGAUUACAGCCUGUAAAGUACUGCAUAAGUAAAAUGAAUUUACAGCCUAAUUUCAGUAAUUAUAGUGGAUCUAUAGAGUAUGUGUGUGUAGGUAUAAGGGAACAAUAUGUAAAGUUUGGGGAAUAAAAUUAACAUUAUUUA